AGGGCUCACGUUGUGGGGAGGAGGCACAGCAGGAUGGAGGAGGAAGCGGCCGGGACUAGGAGGAGAAUGAGCAGCAGACAGGACAGGCAGUGAGCGCCGCUUCUCCUCUGUCCGCACAGUCAUCACACCACUGGGGGACCCGUGAGACCAGCAGCCAUGUCUGUCACCACCAGCCUCCUGUGUGUCAGCCGUGGCCUGGGGAACUGAACUAUGGGAACUUGAGAGUCGCCGCGGAUGUGCUAGACUGGAAGAGCACUGCCAUCAGUAUUAUUCGGAGGAGACACCAUUGUCCGGGCUGGAUAUUUGCCACCUAUCAUGGAACCUGUCACAAAGUGGACUCCAACGCAAGUAGUGGACUGGAUGAGAGGACUUGAUGACACUUUGCAGCCCUAUGUUGUCAGUGUAGAACGGGAGAAGAUUAAUGGUGAGCAGCUCCUAAAGAUAUCCCAUCAGGAUCUGGAAGAACUAGGCGUGACACGAAUUGGUCACCAGGAGCUUGUUCUUGAGGCUGUGGAUCUCCUUUGUGCCUUGAAUUAUGGUCUGGAAACUGACAAUAUGAAAAACUUGGUGCUAAAACUCCGAUCGUCUUCCAACAACCUUCAAAAUUAUAUUGGCAACAGGAGGAAAAAUGCAUCUUAUGAUGGGACUACUUCAUAUAAACCUCCCAAUGAGUUCCUUACAUCAGUGGUAGAACUGAUAGGCACAGCCAAAGGCAUGUUAGCAUGGCUGGACAGGACACCAUUUACUGGGAUCACCGACUUCUCUACAACAAAGAACAAAAUCAUUCAGCUUUGUCUGGAUUUGACAACCACCGUUCAACAGGUCAUACGAAGUAGUGCUCUGGAUUUAUCUCAUGAAAUCUAUAGAAUUACAUAUAUCAUGAAGCAAGAAUAUCAAUAUACUGAAGAAUCCACAGUUGCUGAAAUGGAAGAUUCAGUUCUAAACGUUUCUAAAGUUCUAAAUGGAAUAUGUGACAAAACGUACCGAUUUACCACAGACCCUUUAACAAGUCAAAGUGCCUGUCUGGGGGAAGUCGUCCUAACUAAUAUUAGACCCGGGGAAGGGUUGGGAAUGUAUAUCAAAUCCACAUAUGAUGGGCUGCAUGUCAUUACAGGAACUACAGAAAAUUCGCCAGCUGAUAUGUCCCGGAAGAUUCAUGCAGGUGAUGAAGUGAUACAGGUUAACCACCAGACUGUGGUUGGAUGGCAAUUAAAGAAUCUUGUAGCAAGAUUGAGAGAAAAUUUGGGUGAAGUCACCCUGCUUCUAAAAAAGAGACCUACAGGAACUUUCAAUUUCACUCCUGCUCCUUUGAAAAACUUGAGAUGGAGACCACCUGUUGUGCAGACAAGCCCACCACCCACUACAACACAGUCUCCUGAAAGCACAUUGGAUACCUCACUAAAGAAAGAGAAGCCAGCAAUUCUUGAUCUUUACAUUCCCCCACCACCAAGAGUCCCUUACUCCCCAAGAGAUGAGAAGAUGAGUUUCAGUUACAGUGGUUACAGAGAUUCACACCCACGCUCAAAAGGUUCCGAAUCUCCAAAUUCUUUCCUUGAUCAGGAAAGCCGAAGGAGGUUUACCAUUGCAGACUCGGAUCAGCUGCCCUCAUAUCCAAUUGAAGUUCAUGUCCAACCUGCUAAACUAAGAGACAAGACUCCAAUGUAUGGUAAGCCACGUCCUCUAUCUAUGCCUGCUGAAGCUAGCUGGAUUGUGUCUACAGAAUCGUUUUCACGGCAUAGAAUGACAGGAAAAAAAGGUGAUGAAGCACUCUCCAGGUAUUUCAGUAAUGAGAGGAUAGCACCAAUAAUAGAAGAAAGUGUAUCAUCUCGUAAUUAUUUUACCAGAUCAACUGAGAGGCAUUUAAUCAGAGGAACAGAUUAUAUUAGGGGCAGCCAUGGUCUUCUAAACAUGGACUUACACAAUAGUGCAACAAUGCCAUACCAGGAGGAAGGUUCCAGGAAACACACUACCGCUUCAUCUUCAAAAAAUAGCACCACAGAACCCUCACUACUGGUCAGUUGGUUUACCAAACUAAAACUCUUGAGUCGCUGACAUUGUUUCCAUAGACAUUUACCUUUCAGUGCCUUUGCCCUUAUAAUGGCAGUAUUAUGUGAAGCUGGUUCCCCAGCAAUGAAUGGGAUUUGCCCUUCACAGCUUGCUUACUUUUGCAAAAUGGCAUCAGGAUAUGACAAUGCCACAAAUAAUUUAUCAGCAAUAAAGAGGAAAUAAAUAUUUUGAAAUCAUGUGUAUCCUAGCUAUGGAAAUUAUUUUUGUCUCCUGGAUGUUGUUCUUUUUUGUACUUUCUUACAAAGCUCUGUUAAAGAAACGCAAUAUGUGCAUGUAAAUUUUAUUUACAUUUUUUUGUGCAACUACUUUUUUAAGAACUGUUCAAGAAUUAAGUAAUUUAUUAAAAAAUAGUUGUCAUUUUUUUCCUUUUGCUGUUUACCAAAGGAUCAUUUAUUUAAUAUUGAUUUUAGGAUGCUUUCUUUGCAUUCUGUUUUUGGUUAACAAUUAUAUUUUCCUAAGGUGUUUAAGCAAUAUGAAAGAAAACACAUUUCACAUUUAAUUUAUAUAGAGCAGGUGGAAUUUUUGUUCAUAUCAAUAAGGCAUAUACAUGAAUGUGCAGAGACUUGUCUCGUCACUUUCUACUUCUUCUGUCAGCUCCCCUUACAUUUUUAAUUUUGUAAAUACUUGUAUUCCCCAUAAAAUAACAAUUGUGGAGCGUCUUAGGACUUUUCUUCAUUACGUUCCUCCUCUAUCCCUCCUAGGAAUUUAUGAAUAAAUUAACAGCUGGGUGCUUCCAUUUUCCUUCUAAAAAUGUUGUGUGCCU
Bufo bufo (common toad) is the source of this 2830-nucleotide messenger RNA. RefSeq names its product CNKSR family member 3 (gene CNKSR3). Bases 316 to 2052 code for a protein of 578 amino acids. Gene Ontology annotation, cellular component: membrane; cytoplasm. Lineage: Eukaryota; Metazoa; Chordata; Amphibia; Anura; Bufonidae. The record is from RefSeq and is a predicted model, not a curated record. The transcript has 14 exons. Gene Ontology annotation, molecular function: protein binding. Gene Ontology annotation, biological process: regulation of signal transduction.